GAAAAACUUGGAUAGCCGGUGAGAGAAUGUCGUCGUGCAAGGGAGAGGGGGCGGGGGGGUAAAGUACAAUGGAGCUGGUAGCAUCCGUGCGCGGAGAGAGAGAGAAAGAGAGAGAGAAAUAUUGUGAGUAAGAGAGAGAGAGACGGCGAGAGUGCGAGAGAGAGAGAGCGAGAGAACGAGAGAGAGCCCCCCUGAAGUUAGUGAGGAGGAUCCACUGGCUGCGCUCACAAGCGUCACGUCGCUAGAGCCGCCACACUGCCACGUGACCUCGCCAGCCGGCUCUCAGCGCUGCGGGGAGCAUCACUGGUCACAUCAUCGCCGAGCACGAGAGGCGGUGGACAGCGCCGACGUGAACCUACCGUCACUCCCGAACUCAUUUGCAUACUGACUGACUUCCGCCCAUAGCGUUCUGCGCUCUCUCGCCGCCGCGGCAUCACCGGCAGCCACUCGAUAUGUCGCGAUACGCGGAGGACACGCGAUCAUCGCCCGGAAGAGCGACUUAAACCUCGGCUUGUGUCGUAGGAUCGCGAGGAAGACGCCGCGCUGAGCUGCCGCGUUGUGUUUCCUGUCGGUCUGAGAAGAGGCGGGCUCCCGAGGAGCCGCGCGUCCCCCGUGAUGUCAGGGCUUUCCCGAGGCUUCGCACACCGUCUGCGGAGGUCCACCGCCGGGCUCCCCCUCCCCUCCUAGGCCGUCCUCACGGGUCUAUGCCGGAUCUGCGAGUCGCGCCGGUUAGAGCACGGAGCUCCACGUUUGCAGCAGCGGCAGGGGGUCGCUGGACCCAUCUGAUCCGGUCUCUGACCGGUCCCCGGUCUCAGGUCUGUGAUCCGGUCUCCGGUGUCUGAUCUGGUCUCGGCCCGGUCUCUGGUCUCUGGUCUCUGGUCGGUCUGGGGUUCCUCGGGACCCAGUGGUAAAGCCGGGGAAGACUGCGCACUUUCCCCCUGAGGUCUUGACUCCUGCGGGGACUAUGUGGGCCCUAGGGUCCGGGCGAGGGGUCCUGAGGUCCGGGUAGGGGACCAUGAAGUAUGGCCGGACACCUGAGAGGGGCCCCUAGCCGAACCUAUUAAUGUCUCGGAGUUCGGGAAACUCAUCUGGGUCCCGAAGUCGCACCGAGCGGCUCGGACCCUCAUAAGGUCUCCGGAUAUCAACAAUGACCGAUGGAUGUUAUGGAUGUUAUGGAUGUUACGGAUCAGUGAUCAAAAGAGGAUUUCAAACUAGUUGGUGUUAGAUGAUUCUUCUACUCGGACCCAGGACUCGGGACCUGUUCUGUGAUUUCACCUUAAGGGACUGCGGAGUUUGGGGUCCCGGUUGACCCCGGGUCUGUGUGUGUGUGUGUGUGCGUGUGUGUGUCUGUGUGCGAGUGUGUGUGAGAGAGAGAGAGUGUGUGUGUGUGCGAGUGUGUGUGUGUGUGUGUGUGCGUGUGUGAAGGGGACCGCUAGGUGCGUGGUGUGUGUGUGUGUGUGUUUUUAUUUAUUUAUUCCGCUUUAUUGACCCGCACGAUGAGCUGCGUGCGCAGCGUGGUCUUGCUCCUGCUCCAGGGACUCGUCCUCUACGUGGUCCUGGGCCUGGACACGUCCCGCUCGGACCUGCUACCGGGCCACUCGAGCGAGACCGCGGCGCACGCCGUGGUGACCACAGACCCGUGCUCCACGGUGCGGCCGCCAUGCGUCAGCGAGGACGACCGCUUCAGCCUGGACGCGCUGCGGCACAUCCACAAGCAGCUGGACGACGACAAGGACGGCGGCAUCGAGGUCAACGAGAGCGUGGAGUUCAUCAUAGAGGACAUGAAGCAGAAGCAGACCAAUAAGCACAGUAACCUCCACCACGAGGAUCAGCACAUCACCGUGGAGGAGCUGUGGAAGGGCUGGAAGUCAUCCGUAGUCCAUAACUGGACCACGGAGGAUGCGGUCCAGUGGCUGAAGGAUUCUGUGGAGCUGCCUCAGUACGAGACCAACUUCAGAGACGCUCGGGUCACAGGAAACACCUUACCACGACUAGCGGCCAACGAGCCGUCGUUCAUGUCCAUGCAGCUGAAGAUCUUAGACCAGCGACACAAACAGAAGCUCAACCUCAAGGCGCUCGACGCAGUGCUGUUCGGACCGCCUCUGCGUCCGCCCCACCACUGGCUGAAGGACUUUGUGCUGAUGAUCUCCAUCGUGAUCGGAGUGGGCGGCUGUUGGUUCGCCUACGUCCAGAACAAGUCCAGCAAGGUGCACAUCUCCCAGAUGAUGAGAGACCUGGACAGCCUGCAGAACGCAGAGCAGAGCCUGAUGGACCUACAGGGACGGCUGGAGAAGGCCCAGGAGGAGAACCGCACCGUGGCGGUGGAGAAGCAGAACCUGGAGCAGAAGAUGCGUGACGAGAUCUACGGGGCGAAGAAGGAGGCGCACCGUCUCAGGCAGCUGCGGCAGGGCGCCGAGUGCGAGCUCAGCCGCCUCAAGUACGCCGAGGAGGAGCUGGUGCAGGUGCGCAUGGCCCUGAAGCGGGCAGAGAAGGAGAUGCAGUCGGAGUGGUCGCUCCCCGAGGCGCUCCAGAUGUGGCUGCAGCUCACCCACGAGGUGGAGGUGCAGUACUACAACAUCAAGAAGCAGAGCGCAGAGCUGCAGCUGUCCAUCGCCAAGGACGAGGCGGAGAAGAUCAAGAAGAAGAGGAGCUCUGUGUUUGGAACGCUGCAUGUGGCCCACAGCUCCUCCCUGGACGAGGUGGACCACAAGAUCCUGGAGGCCAAGAAGUCCCUGUCGGAGGUGACGGCGUGCCUGCGGGAGAGGCUCCACCGGUGGCAGCAGAUAGAGAAGCUGUGUGGCUUCCCGGUGGUCAACAACUCGGGGCUGCCCAGCCUGACGACCACGCUGUACUCGGACCACAGCUGGGUGGUGAUGCCCCGCGUCUCCGUGCCCCCCUACCCCAUCGCCGGGGGCGUGGACGACCUGGACGAGGACACGCCCCCCAUGAUGUCACAGUUCACGUCCUCCUCGAUGAUCCGUCCCCAGCUGACGCGUAACAGCAGCCUUUGUCGCUCGCGCCGCAGCCUGAUGUCCUCCCAGUCGUCCUCCAUGCUGUCCCAGGACCCCGACCUCCUCUCCAUGACGAGCACCCCCCUGUCCUACCACCCGGAGCAGGACGGGGAGCGCCUCUACUUCAGCUCGGACCGGAGGGAGGCGGUCCAGGAGAGCUACUCUGACGCCGACUCGCUGAGCUCCUCGCUGGGCUCCUCCCACGGCCGCAAGGCCCCCGAGGGCCCCUACCGCAAGUUCUCCCGCGAGGAGCUGCUCCAGUUCAGCCAGGAGCCGCCCCCCUCCGCCUACUCCUCCGCCCAGUCCCCCUCCUCCGCCUCCAGCUACACCCCCCGGGACUCCACCCCUCCCCCCACCUCCACCUCCCUGCCCCCCACCCCCUCCUCGGGCCCCCCCUCCUCCUCCCCCUCCCCGGCGCUGGAGCACCGCCCCUUCGGGAAGGGGUCCCCCGACCUGACCCGUCUGCCCGAGGCCCCCGGCACGGGCUACCCCUCCAAGGGGCCGGCGGGCAGCGGCCCCCCCCACCAGGGCAGCGGGGGCCCCCACCAGGGGGGCAAGGGCGCCUACAACGGCCUCCUGGAGAAGUCGUACAGCUUCGGCCAGCUGCCCGCCGGCAUGCUGCCCGGGGCGGCGGGGGUGAAGGGGGCGGGCGUGGGCAGCUACCAGUCGCUCACCUCCCUGGACCUGGGGGGCCGCGCCGAGGCCCCCCGGCUGCAGAGCGCCUCCUCCUCCCAGGACUCCAGCGACAACGGCGAGAAGGCGCGGCGCUCCAAGAUCAAGAGCCUGUUCAAGAAGAAGAAGUGAGGGAGGGAGGGAGGGAGGGAGGGAGGGAGAGGGGGAGAGGGGGGAGGGCUGGGUGGAUGGACCUGAGUGUAUGGGAGGGCAGGGAAACAGACUAUGAAGAGACAAUGUUAUUUAACCCCUUAUUUAAAACUAAAAACUAAAAAAAGAAUUGACCGUUUUUUUUUCCCUUCGUUUUUUUCUUUAUUUGGAUUAUUUCUUGAUUUUUUUCUUCUCGGUUUUCUUUGUUCGGAGAAGGAAUGUAGCGCUGUCCAGCGCCCGGCCGUGUCUCGCUAACGCCUCGUUGUCUCGUCUCCAUCGCCUCCGCCGCCUUCAGAGGGCAAGGAAAGGUCAAAGGGUCGAAGGUGAAGCCGUACUGGUGUCCCUCUUAAUGUAUUCUUUUAAUACUUUGAAGAAUUGUUUUCACAAAAAGUCACUUUCCUGUUUUGUCCUGUCGUUGUUUUUGGUGCAAUCCUUAACUCAAGCUAACUUAACUGAACCUGACGAAACACAAGGGGCGUCCAUCUUGUGUUGUUCCCUCUAACACUCUGAACUACAACCAUCGUCACCUUCAACCCCUCCGCACGAAGAAACAAGAAACAGCAACGACAACAGAAACUGCCAUACAACAGCACUUUGUAAAGAUCCUCAUGUUGGAGAUAUUUUUUGUUAAAACUUAAUUUUAAACCCUCAAGUUCUGGAUUGCAUCCCCCCCCAGUGAAGUGUUUUUUCUUUUGGCUUCUAGUGCUUUAUAAUGAAAGAGAGAGAUCGAGGGCUUUGGGUUUCAUGAGAGGAGAGGAAUCCUCUGGAAGAAGGCUCUUGGUUCUUCCCCAAACAAGAAGAUUUGUUGCACUACUGUUCUCCUGGUCUCCCGGCCGGUCCAGGUCGUCUGUGCGCUGACAGCCGCUGUCCUCGAGGGUUGAAUCGUCCCGAGCUACGUGCUAACCGCUAACGGCUAACGGCUAACGGCUAAGCGACCCUCUCAGACGCGACCUUUACAUUUACGCUGCGCCCUCCGCCGACGGGGAAGUCGACACGAGGCGGACAGAGGCGGAACACUAUGUGUUCAUCUGUGGGCAUCCUCAUCCUCAUCUUCAUCGUCCCAUCAUAGAGAUCCCCUGAUGUCACUGGAGGGGGGGGAUGCCCAGAGUCUGGGGGGCCGGAGAUGAAGGAGGCGUGGCCUCAGGGUCCGGGGGCAGGGCCGGUGAAGGAGGUGUGGCCUCAGGGUCCGGGGGGCAGGGCCGGUGAAGGAGGUGUGGCCUCAGGGUCCGGGGCCGGUGAAGGAGGCGUGGCCUCAGAGUCCGGGGAGGCGUGGCCUCAGAGUCCGGGGGGCUGGCUAUGAAGGAGGCGUGGCUCAGACUUAGGGCCGGUGGAGAUCAUCAGCUAAUAAACCACUAAACCUCUGGUCCUCUGCCUCCUCCAUAUAUAUAAGAUACUGUAUACUUUUGUUUUUACAUGAUGUACUUAUAGAUGUUUUUAAAAUAGAUUUCUAUCGGUGGGGGUUGAUGAGGAGAGGCUUUACUUUAUUUUUGCUUUCUAAAGAAAGUUGGAGAAUUGUGCAGACUUUAAUUUAUCUCACACCAGCUCACUGAACUCUCAUGACCUGCAUCUGGUCAGGCCUUAUAUUCUUAACGACGUCGCCAUGGAGACUCAAUCUAACUCCGACUCUGAACCCGACCUCGACCGGCGUCGUACCGAUACCCUCUCCCGGGUCGUAGGCCAGCCGCGUACGUCCACGGACCACCAGUCCUGAACUGGAUCAGUCAGGGGUCAGAGUGGUCUCCAUGGAGACGGGAAACCAAACGAACAACGUCUGAAACACUAAUCGUUGCUGUCGUGUGCGGGGGUUUCGGUUCCCAGAGGAAAACGAUCUUAGUGUGCGGAGAGAAGUUUGCUGAAGUAAUUCGCGUUACUUUGUCAUCACGUCAUUUUAUACUUGUGACCUCAUCAACUGUAUCUUAACGAAGAAGAACCUGUUUCAUACUUCUAAUAAUACUAUCACCAAUAAGCCCUUCUUUGUGUGAACCUGUCAUCUUUCCCCAGUACCUCAUCCACACAGGGCUUUCCAGAAGCUCACGGGGGAAUUAAACCAGUUCCACAUUUUUGAUGUCAGAAGACGACUUUAGCUCUGUGAAGUCCGAGGGUGUGGUGUCCUACUGCGCCGGGAACAAGCAGCGGGUUCUAAUAAGCGCCCCCUAGCGGUCAGAAGAGGGACAGCGGGUUCUAAUAAGCGCCCCCUAGCGGUCAGAAGAGGGACAGCGGGUUCUAAUAAGCGCCCCCUAGCGGUCAGAAGAGGGACAGCGGGUUCUAAUAAGCGCCCCCUAGCGGUCAGAAGAGGGACAGCGGGUUCUAAUAAGCGCCCCCUAGCGGUCAGAAGAGGGACAGCGGGUUAUAAUAAGCGCCCCCUAGCGGUCAGAAGAGGGGCUGCGGGUUAUAUUAAGCGCCCCCUAGCGGUCAGAAGAGGGACAGCGGGUUCUAACAAGCCAUAGAGACGACCUGUGAAGUGACGUGUUCCUCAGUCCAGACUUGACCGCAACAGCACGGUCAUAAACCCAACAUGUGUCCACAGAUACCCAGUACACCCCCUUCCCGACCGCACCCCCCCUCAUGCAGAACGUGUCCGUCCCCCGUCCCUCUGUCUGUCCCUCCCCGUCCCUCUUUCUGUCUCUCUCCCCCCGUCACCCUGGGCUCGGCCCUUCUCACUGUGAUACCGCGCGGUUUCUUCCUUCCUGUCCGUUCAGCCGCGUUGCUGUAGCGCCGGCACGGCAAAGCUCCGUGCGUCGCGGCGCGCCGGUGCGGUGGAGGGAGUGGGCUCUAGUGUUUACGGUCGGGGGGUCGGACGGUGCUGGGGGGGAUGGGGGGCGAGGAGGACAUGAAUGUUUAUGUGACGUUAGGGAUUUUUUUGAAAACAUUUGGUGUGAAUAAUUUGUACACUGUAGAAUAAUUAAUAAAAAAAAUGAAGGCAUUA
Gadus morhua (Atlantic cod) is the source of this 6759-nucleotide messenger RNA. It is a transcript of the gene stim2b, whose product is annotated as stromal interaction molecule 2b. The record is from RefSeq and is a predicted model, not a curated record. The transcript has 12 exons. Gene Ontology annotation, cellular component: plasma membrane; endoplasmic reticulum. NCBI's taxonomy places the organism in Eukaryota, Metazoa, Chordata, Actinopteri, Gadiformes, Gadidae. The coding region runs from base 1497 to 3815 and encodes 772 amino acids. Gene Ontology annotation, biological process: intracellular calcium ion homeostasis; activation of store-operated calcium channel activity; store-operated calcium entry. Gene Ontology annotation, molecular function: protein binding; calcium ion binding; calcium channel regulator activity.